Labeo rohita (rohu) is the source of this 750-nucleotide messenger RNA. RefSeq lists its product as uncharacterized. The transcript has 5 exons. The coding region runs from base 28 to 711 and encodes 227 amino acids. Lineage: Eukaryota; Metazoa; Chordata; Actinopteri; Cypriniformes; Cyprinidae. The record is from RefSeq and is a predicted model, not a curated record.
AUAGAAGAUAUUCAUCUGGAUCAGGCAAUGAAGACUAUACAGCUUCACUUCUAUCUGUUGAUGUGGUCUCAAGCCACAGAGAGUCUAACAAACAUAAACGUAACUUUAGGAGCUGAUGUGAAUAUAAGCUGUGAUCUUGAUAUAAAGGAGAUUUACUGGUACAAACUGAAAUUUCCGGAUCCUCCAGUGUCGAUCUUACGCACUUAUAAAAGUACAUAUGAAGGGGCUGAAUAUGAAAACAGCAUCUUCAAACACAAAUACUCAGUGAAAACUAACAGUCGCCUGUUCAUCAGAAAUAUCAGCACUGAUGAAUUAGGAGUUUAUUAUUGUGUCAAAACUAGUGAACCGCGGAAAUUCAGCAAUGGCACCAAAAUCGACAUCAGAGACAGUGACCAAAAGAAUAUAACAGACUCAGUCCACAGGAAUCAGACAGAUUCAAAUGAUUGUCCACAACAACAGACUCCAUGGACAAUUCCGAUGAUCACAUCUGUCCUGCUGAAUGCGCUUUUGAUCAUUGCAGUCAUAGGUUUGGUGAAGAGCUGCCGUGAUACAACUAAAACAAGUAAAAAAUCUUCAGAGAAACCUCAAAACACAAAUGAUCCACAGUAUGCUGAAAUUGAUUUCUCCAAGCCUUUGAGAAGAAGCAGGCCUUGCCCAGGACCAAAGCAGGACCAGACCACCUACUCUGUUCUACAGCCAGUAAAAAAGUAAAUAGUAUUAAUCGUUAUGUACCGUAUAUAAUAAAAUUAG